Schizosaccharomyces osmophilus is the source of this 1098-nucleotide messenger RNA. RefSeq names its product ASTRA complex WD repeat subunit Asa1 (gene asa1). Gene Ontology annotation, molecular function: protein binding. The transcript has a single exon. The record is from RefSeq and is a predicted model, not a curated record. Bases 1 to 1098 code for a protein of 365 amino acids. NCBI's taxonomy places the organism in Eukaryota, Fungi, Ascomycota, Schizosaccharomycetes, Schizosaccharomycetales, Schizosaccharomycetaceae.
AUGGUCGUACCUACACCGUUUUACGUUUUACGUGGGCACUCAUCUAGUGUCACGGCUGUUGCUUUCGACAAGAAAAAUCAUAUUUUUUCAGGCGACGAAAAUGGCUUUGUCAUUUGUUGGGCCCUUUUAGAUAUGCGUCCUUUGCAGGCUUGGUAUGCUCAUUCGAAAAGUAUCUUGGGAAUGGAAGUUAUCGAUAAUGACAUUCUAUGCACGCAGAGUCGAGAUUGUCGCUUAACAGUUUGGAAAAUGAACUUUGAAAAGAUUAAAUCUUCUUUUUCCUUAUCCGAAUUGAGCCGUAUGCAAUCGCAGAGGAAAGCAUUCUCUCAAACGGAUUUGGGUAUGAGCAAUGAUUCAAUUACUGUUUGCUCGAGCAUUUACAUCAAUGCUUUAACUUUUUGUUCAUUUUCUUAUGACAAAUUUGCAAAGGUUCUGGCAGUUUCAAAUACCAUCAAUGUUGAUGAAAUUGAUAUUUACGAAGCAGAAAAUUUACUAUCGAAGAACACGAACCAAGGCGAUCAUGGAACGAGACUUCAAAAUGAAAUUAAACCCUUAAUGAAUAAUGAAAAGACAGGUGCUUUAAUGAACACAUCUUUUGCUUCCUCUGAGGAGUAUUUAUUCUUGGCAGCUGGCUAUGAAAGUGGUCAUGUAGCACAGUUUCGAUGCAGACUUAGCAAUGUAAGAAAUGUGUGUAUCAAUUUUCGAGACGUUUGGGAGAUGACUUAUUUUGAAAAAUCACAUUCUCAACCGGUUUUGUCAGUCAACUACAAUAGAUUAGGGAAUGCAUUAUACUCAUCCGGUGCAGAUGAUCGGAUCAUACAGCAUCCUUCAUCGUUUGACGGCGUUCUGCAUAACGAAUUAAAAGUGUUUCGGUCCAAAAAUUGUGGUCAACAAUGCUUGCAAGUUCGUGAAGAUGAUCGAAUUAUAGCUACUGCAGGUUGGGAUGGCCGUAGUCGGGUUUACAGCUGUAAGAGCCUUUCUCUACUGGCUGUUUUAAAAUACCAUUCUUCCACCAUCAAUUCUAUAUCCUUCUGCUCUGACUCUAAUAUCAUUGCUUUGGCCAGCAAGGACUCUCGGAUCUCUCUUUGGAAAAUAUACUAA